GUAGGAGUGGGUGGUGGGCGGGGCCAGGGAGUCAACAGGUCGCAGGUGGCCUAUAAAAGGUCGCACGGCUGCCACCACCUUCGCAUUCUCCUGUUAUACCGCUCCGACUGCAGUGUCCUUCGCCUCUGUACCAGCUGCCCUCUCGCUCGCUUGAUCCUCCUCCCGAGACAAAAGCAACAGCAAAGCAUGGUGAGGUCCUUCAGGCAACAGACCAUGACGGUGAUGACGAUCGCUCUGUGCCUCAGCCUGGCCACGGCGCAGACCUUCCAGUACAGCAGAGGGUGGACGAAUGGGCGUAAGAGGUCAGACCUGAGCGUGGGCGUCGCGAGGACCGUGAAUCCCCUAUCGUUCCCCCUAACUCGUCUUCUCCCUGUGUCUCUCCACCAGAACGCUGCUUAUAACCCACCUGUCAAGACUGUAGAAGAGCGACUACGAGCGCUGGAAGCUGGUUUUGCCGCUGUAAUGAGGGCCAGCAGCGCCAAUCUUUCCUCUGGUGGCGACGACGAAUACUAUUCUGAAAACUAAUUCUCAACCCCGUAUUUUUUUUCUCAGUACAUGAUGGCUGCUAUGUUAUAUCCAUAAACAAGACGAUAAUGAAAAAUUAAAAAAGAAAUAAAAAAAAAAAAAAAAAAGAUGAGUGAGGAUAAAAAAAAUUUAAUUUCGUUUAUCACGCUCAUUUGUCACUGUGCAGAAGGCUUAGAGGCUCGUGGCGGUGUGUGUUGCAGGCAAGUUGUCCUUUCUGCCGCUUGCACGAGGAGGAAAAGGACUUGGGGUGGGGGGCAGUGUCAGUGGUACAUGUGAGAGAUUGCUCAAGAUAAGUUUCUAAGAGGCAUUAUAUUAGUCUGCACAUUAUAUACCUAUAUCCAUCUACCCUCACCUACAGGUAUACACAGUGUAUAUAUUCGCCCACACACACACACACACACACACACACACACACACACACACACACAC
Molecule: messenger RNA, 954 nt
Organism: Penaeus monodon (black tiger shrimp)
Lineage: Eukaryota; Metazoa; Arthropoda; Malacostraca; Decapoda; Penaeidae
Gene: Crz
Exons: 4
Coding region: 187-525 (112 amino acids)
Biological process (GO): positive regulation of heart contraction
Molecular function (GO): corazonin receptor binding
Source: RefSeq, a predicted model, not a curated record